GCUCUAUAUAAACCCCGAACUCACCCUUUCCUUAACCAUCUUCAUCUUUUAACUUCCGAAUCACUCUACCUGGAAAUUCCAAAUUUCCAACGCCGCCUCUCCCGGUGUCUCCUCCGUAUCUCUCGCCGGUUCUCCGCCGCUUGCUCUUUCACGCCACCUACGUCUCUCGAUCUCACUCGUUCGUCCAUUUUCCGUGCUCGUGAAUCUAGGUCCUUUGCCUUUUUCUCUUCCCGAUACCAGUUUUUGGAAACCAGAUCUGCCGGAUCCAUUCUCUUCUUUUCGUUUCAACUGUUGAGAUCGUGUUGUUCAUCCGCCUUCUUCUGGAUUCCAGUGCCGUUGUUUUACUCCGAUCAGUUUUGUGGCAGAUUCGGUAAGGAAUGGCCAAGUUCGCAUCGAUUUGUUGUGCAGUUCUUUCGGCUCUGCUUUUGGCGCAAUUCACUGUUUCUUCGGAUUCUAUAGCGGAAUCCCCCGCUCCGCCGCCGCAGACAGGCGCGGAUUCACCUUCGUCGCGCUCUCCUUCCAUUUCCAGUCCACCGGACGCAUCUCCACGGAAUGCACCGGUAAGUUCUGCUCCAUCGCCUUUACCAUCAGAUCUUGCUCCUGGUUCAUCUCCGACUCGAUCGCUGCCUCCUUCCUCUUCUCUGGCUCCUUCUCCACCGCCAUCUGAACCUAGCGACUUUAACCGGAGCAAUGUGAGUAAAGAAGACGAAUCGGAUGGAGAGUCGAAGGACGGGAUGAGUGGAGCUCAGAAAUUUGGAAUCGCAGUAGGAGUGAUUGCGGCGGCUGGUUUGGUUGGAUUUGGAGGAUUGAUUUACAAGAAACGCCAAGCCAAUAUUCGCCGAUCUGGCUAUGGUUAUACUGCGAGGAGAGAGAUUCUCUGAAGACCGCCAUGGCUCUGGUACCUCUUGGUUUCUUAAUGUAAUUGGUUUUGGUAACACAUUUUUAGGGAUUCAUCGACAGUUCCAACUUCUGGAUUAAAUAUUCUUUUUGCUCGAUUACAAUUCCAUUAUAAGUUACUGAUGUGUUAAUUUUACUGUUCUAUUUCAAUGUCUUCGAAUUCAUAUUU
Messenger RNA from Cucurbita moschata (crookneck pumpkin), 1066 nucleotides. Its product is annotated as proline-rich receptor-like protein kinase PERK10. The record is from RefSeq and is a predicted model, not a curated record. The transcript has a single exon. NCBI's taxonomy places the organism in Eukaryota, Viridiplantae, Streptophyta, Magnoliopsida, Cucurbitales, Cucurbitaceae. The coding region runs from base 378 to 881 and encodes 167 amino acids.